Camelina sativa (false flax) is the source of this 2626-nucleotide messenger RNA. NCBI's taxonomy places the organism in Eukaryota, Viridiplantae, Streptophyta, Magnoliopsida, Brassicales, Brassicaceae. The record is from RefSeq and is a predicted model, not a curated record.
AUGUGUAUAUAUAUCGUUUCUGCUCUUAUACAAAAUCAAGCUGUGCCAUACCCAAGUAAUAAAACAUCUCCAUCAACAAGAACGGAUCAUGAAGCAGCCUCACGCACUUCUAGUCGCUAGCCCUGGCUUGGGCCAUCUUAUCCCUGUCCUCGAACUCGGCAACUGUCUCUCCUCUGUCCUCAACGUCCACGUCACCGUUCUUGCAAUCACCUCCGGCACCUCUUCCGUGACAGAAACCGAGACGAUACAUGCAGCUGCGGCUAGAGGGACUUGUGACAUUAUAGAAUUACCCUCGGUCUAGAUAGACCACCUUGUCGAGCCAGAUGCGACAGUGGUUACUAAGAUACUGGCGAAGAUGCGAGUCAUGAAGUCCGCAGUUUGGGAUGCCGUGAAAGCAAUGAAAGAAAAACCGACGGUCAUGAUUGUUGAUUUGUUUGGUACGGGGCUGUUGUCCAUAGUCGAAGUAGGUGUCAUGAAAAAAUACGUGUACAUCCCAUCGCAUGCGUGGUUCUUGGCAUUAAUGGUCUACUUGCCGGUGUUGGAUAAGGUAGUUCAAGGUGAGUAUGUUGAAAUUAAGGAGCCUAUGAAAAUACCAAGUUGUAAACCGAUCGGACCAAAGGAGCUUUUGGACACGAUGUUAGAUCGGUCGGACCAACAGUAUCUUGAGUGUGUACAGAGUGGGUUGGAGAUACCUAUGAGCGAUGGUGUUUUGGUAAAUACUUGGGAGGAAUUACAAAGAAACACUCUUACUGCGUUUAGAGAGGAUGGGGAGUUGAGCCGGGUCAUGAAAGUACCAGUUUAUCCUAUCGGGCCUAUUGUUAGGACUAAUGGGCAUGUAGAAAAACCCAAUAGUAUAUUCGAGUGGCUAGACAAGCAACGGGAAAGGUCAGUGGUGUAUGUAUGUUUAGGAAGUGGGGGUAAAUUGUCCAUUAAGCAAACUAUGGAACUUGCUUGGGGUUUAGAGUUAAGUGGUCAAAGGUUCCUAUGGGUUCUACGUAGUCCCACUUCUUACCUAGGGGCAUGCUCUAGCGGUGAUGAUCAGGUGAGUUCUAGUCUACCGGAAGGUUUCUUGGACCGCAUGCGUGGUGUGGGUCUUGUGGUCACAGAAUGGGCACCGCAAGUUGAGAUCUUGAGCCAUGGAUCAAUAGGUGGGUUCUUGUCUCAUUGCGGUUGGAGCUCAGUGUUGGAGAGUUUGACUAAAGGAAUUCCGAUCGUUGCAUGGCCUCUUUAUGCCGAGCAAUGGAUGAAUGCCACGUUGCUAACAGAGGAGAUCGGUGUGGCUAUUCGUACGUCAGAGUUACCGUCGAAGAAAGUGAUCGGGCGUGAAGAAGUGGCGUUUUUAGUGAAUAAGAUUAUAACAGAAGAGGAUGGACGUAAGAUUAGGUCUAAAGCUGAGAAGGUGAGGGUUAGCUCCGAACGAGCUUGGACUCAUGAUGGGUCAUCUCAUAAUUCUCUCUUCGAAUGGGCAAGACAAUGUCGUCUUCUACACUGAUUCUAGAAAAAAUUAUAAUAUCAUGACCAAAAAUUUGUUUUUAAGAUCAAAGUCUUGAGUAUGAAAUAUACAUAAAGGUGUGUGAUAUUCUGUUAUGGAAUACAAGGAUAUGUACUAGUUUGAUCAGAUACUCAUUCAAUGUCAAAUAUGUAUAUAUUUUAGAAAAUUUUAUCAAAACUGGCAUGUACAAUAUCAAACAUUUUGGUCAAUGCUAUUUUUCCCUAUUUCUUUUCCCGCUUGCCACAACUCAUAACUGAAAUACCAUUAUAUCAUUCUUUUUAUUUAACACAAAAAUAAUUAUUUUCUUAUGUAUUUUUUGGAAAUUAUGAUACAAAUCUCUCUCCUCAUUCUAACCUUUGACUUUUCCUUUUAUCUAUCUUCAUUCUCUCUCAAUUUUUCACUUUCUUCUAUCUCAGUGUUUCUUAGUCUGUUGUCGGCGCUAUAGCACAAACUGAAUCUUUUUCUACAAAACUCUAUCUAUUUCAGUCUGUAGCCUGCAUAUAAUGAAGAUAUUCUUCAUCCAGACACAAUUCUUCGACCGAGACCUCCAUUGUUUGCCUCUACCGCGGCGGGUGAAACCGCUAGGUCUAGUUCCAGAGUUCUUAUACCCGACCGCAGACAGACAAAAUCGCAGGUCUGCAACUCCGGUGGACCAGAUCCAGUCGACCAGGUUUCGUCCAUUCCAUCCUUAUUAUGUCAUUCGUUCUCUUUAGUGGACUAUAUAUGUUUGGUAAUGCGUUUUGUGUCCAUUGCUAACAAUAAAACUUGUCCACACUUGAGGUUUGCAAAUCUGGUACUUGGUGGACCAUAUCUUAAUGACCAAGUUUUUGUCUACCACUAUCAGACUUGUCCACACUGCAUGUCUCCAUAUCCGGUGGACCAGAUCCAACCGACCAGGUAUGCAGAUCCGGUGGACCACAUCUAGCAGCCAAGAUUUUUUUUCCAUCACCAUUAUGUUCUUCGUCUUUUGAGUGGACCAUAGCCAAGGUUUAGUUGAAGAUUCAUGUCCACUACUAACAGAAAACAUAUCUGCAAUUUCGGGAGACCAGAUACAACGACCAAUGUUUUUGUCCACCACAUUGUUGCAGAAUGAUGAACAACAUGUUUACAAACAAAUAAUGUCAAUCAUGAUUU